AUGGCAAAGGCAUACAGAAAAGAAGAUUUUGAUAAAUUAAUGGCUAAGGUGGUGAAAGUUGAUCAUAGGGUAAAGGAUUACCUUGAGGAUGCUGGGUAUGAGAAGUGGUCAAGAGUUCAUUCAAUAGUAAACAGAGGUAGAAUGAUGACUUCAAACAUCGCAGAGUGUAUCAAUGGUUGCCUUGUUGAUGCACGUCGGUUAACUAUAAUAGACUUCUUGGAGGAAGCUAGACUUCUAUUUGGUAGUUGGAACUAUAAAAAUAGAGAAAUAGCGUCAUAUACAAAUGACACAUUGGGCCGAAGAUUUGAGGAGGUAUUGAUUGUAAACGCAUCUAAAAGUUCAAACAUGAAGGUUGUCCCAUUGUCUGAGUAUAUUUUUUCAGUUUAUCAAGCCGGAAGAAGAUACAUUGUAUGCCUUGAGCGGAAAAUAUGUGCGUGUGGAAGAUUUCAAUAUGAUGAGAUACCUUGCGAACACGCAAUUGCAGUUUUGAAGCACAAGAAUGUUAUAGAUAUGUAUCCAUAUUGCUCUGAUUACUACAAGCCGGAUGCAUUAGAAAAAACCUACGAGGUUGCAAUGGUUCCAAUGCCAGAUAAGGAGGAUUGGACCGUUCCAGACUAUGUUUUAGAUGAAAUUGUCUUGCCACCUAGGUACAGAAGGUUGGCUGGACGACCAAGGAAUCGAAGAAAGAAAAACGCGGAUGAGAAGAUAACAGUGAACAAGAAUUCUUGUGGGCAAUGUGGACAAGAAGGUCACAACAUGAGGACUUGUACUUUCUUCCCGAAAGAGAAUUGA
This is a messenger RNA of Solanum verrucosum, 792 nucleotides long. RefSeq lists its product as uncharacterized. The transcript has 2 exons. Bases 1 to 792 code for a protein of 263 amino acids. NCBI's taxonomy places the organism in Eukaryota, Viridiplantae, Streptophyta, Magnoliopsida, Solanales, Solanaceae. Gene Ontology annotation, molecular function: zinc ion binding; nucleic acid binding. The record is from RefSeq and is a predicted model, not a curated record.